UUGUGUUAAAUAAAUAUAUGUAUAUAAUUAAAAAUUUGAUUAUAUUCUUAUCUCUGGGAUUGUUCACCUACCACUCAAGCAACGCAUUAUCUAUCAGUUGCAAUAACUUGGUGAGCUAUCGAAAAAUUUGCCUUACCGUCGCUUGCUAUAAAAGAUUGGGACAAAAUGCCGACCUUUGUGCUCCGAAGAGACGCCAAACUGUCUUGGAUCAAUCAUGGUUAUCCGAAUUCUUAAAACACUUUACUCAGAGUGAAAAAUGGGUCAAAAUCGAAGAAUGUGUCAACGGAAAAACCAAGUUAGAAAAACAAUGCUUUUUAAACAACAUCAAAGUAACGUGUAAAGAGCAAGGCGUUAAAUACGAAGAAUGCAAAAAGUGUCAAGUUAUAAAUUUAGCAUGGAGUGCCUGCAAGCCUGAUUGCGGUUUAGGUAUCAAGGAAAGAACAAAUUUUUGUUUAAAAUUAGCCGACUGUCAAUGUCCAUCUGAGUCAACCGAAAAAUCCAUUUGUUUUAACAACGAGUGCACAACUAAAGUGGUAACAAUGAAGACUGAUAUAAAUGGUUUGGAUAUACUUAAAGCUUUCGCAUUGAUUAAUAGUCAAAAUAUGAUUACCAAUCCUGGUAUAAGUGCUUUAUUUCCAACCUCUGCUAAUAGUAUCGUGCCUUCGUGGGGUCAAUGGAGCCCAUGGGAAGCCUGUUCGAGCACUAAUAACAUAUGUCAGGAGAAUAGAAUACGCUGCUGCACUAUAGAUGGAGUUAAUUGCAUAGAUACUAAUCCAAAUUUUAGUAACGCUUACAAAUGCCCAGAAACUUUGACUAAAGAAAUAAGAUCUUGCCAAAAUGCUAUGUCUAAAUUUACUUACUAUAUCAGGUUUAAAGGGUUAAUUUUCAAAACAGUACUAGAACCUGGAUCCCUCAGAACCGGGAUAAAUGCAGGAACAGAAAUCAGACUGGAAACCCUCAUUAACGAGAAAAAUCUAAGAAUUGGAACAAACCUCGAACCAUAA
Molecule: messenger RNA, 1004 nt
Organism: Gordionus sp. m RMFG-2023
Lineage: Eukaryota; Metazoa; Nematomorpha; Gordioida; Chordodea; Parachordodidae
Exons: 8
Coding region: 18-1004 (328 amino acids)
Source: RefSeq, a predicted model, not a curated record